Ricinus communis (castor bean) is the source of this 1784-nucleotide messenger RNA. RefSeq names its product alkane hydroxylase MAH1. Lineage: Eukaryota; Viridiplantae; Streptophyta; Magnoliopsida; Malpighiales; Euphorbiaceae. The transcript has a single exon. Bases 113 to 1636 code for a protein of 507 amino acids. The record is from RefSeq and is a predicted model, not a curated record. Gene Ontology annotation, molecular function: monooxygenase activity; heme binding; iron ion binding.
CUUAUUUGGCAUGGCAUACUUGAACUUCAGCCAGUGACUUGCAAAUCUUACUUUGGUUUUCAAUUGGUUGGAUUUAAUCUAUAAGAUUGUGCAACCAAACCCAGUAGCUGCAAUGGCCUUGAUAGGCAUCUAUGAGAUUGUGUUAGCCUUCGUUUGUUUUGCAAUUGGCUGCUGGUUGAGCAACCGCACUGAGAUCCAAAGUAACUGGCCUGUGGUGGGUAUGCUUCCUUCUCUGUUGGCCAAUGUCUAUCGGCUUCAUGACUGGACCCUGGGCUUAGUAGAAAAAAGUGGUGGCACUUUCCACUUUAAGGGUCCAUGGUUUAUUAACAUGGACAUUGUCGGCACUGUUGAUCCAGCCAAUGUAAAGCACAUGAUGAGCGUCAACUUCACCAAUUACCCUAAAGGUUCUGAAUACAAAGAAAUGUUUGAUAUAUUUGGAGAUGGGAUUUUCAAUACUGAUUCUGAGUUAUGGAGGACUCAGAGAAAAGCUGCUGUUGCAUUGAUCAAUCAUGAACGGUUUCGCCAGUUUCUGAACAAGGUCUUAAGAGCUAAGGUGCAAAAAGGGUUGAUCCCAGUCCUUGAGCAUGUCUCCAAGCAAGGUCUAACAGUGGACAUCCAGGAUUUGUUUCACAGGUUCUCGUUGGACAUUACAACGAAAUUGGUUACAGGAUUCGACCGAGAAUCCCUCUCUAUCGAAUUAUCUGACGAUGAGGUUGCUGUUGCCCUGGAUAAUGCGGAAGAAGUUAUAUUUUAUAGGCAUGUUAGGCCAAAAAUGUUUUGGAAGUUGCAAAGAUGGCUAGGGCUUGGGGUAGAGAAGAAAAUGAAAAUAGCUUGGGAAACGAUGGAUCGUGCAGCAGCUAAAUAUAUAGCAAGGAGAAGGCAGCAACUCAUGGAAGAAGAGGUGGCAGAAGAUGAGUUUGAUCUGAUGGGAUCGUACAUCAAGUAUAAUGUCGGGCAACAACUAUUCAGGGGAUCGAAAUCGGACGACGAGUUUCUGAGAGACACCAUAUUCAGUUUUCUAGUGGCCGGACGAGAAAAUUCCCUGGCUUGGUUCUUUUGGCUCUUGUCAGAGAAUCCACAAGCGGAGGCCAAGAUUAGAGAAGAGCUGAACUCCUUAUUACCAGAAAACAAAGUGCAUGAAGGGCCACAGCUCUUUGACUUGGAAAAGCUGAACAAGUUGCUGUAUUUGCAUGGGGCAUUAUGUGAAACAUUAAGGCUCUAUCCACCAGUUAUGUUUGAGCAUAAGGAACCUCUGCAACCAGACAUCCUUCCAAGUGGGCACCAUGUUGAUCCAAGGAUGAAAAUCUUAGUUUCAACAUAUCUGAUGGGUAGAAUGAAAUCUAUAUGGGGAGAAGACUGCCUAGAGUUCAAGCCAGAAAGAUGGAUCUCCAAGGCAGAUGGGAGAUUAGUACAGCACCCUCCACAUAAGUUCAUGGCCUUUAAUGCAGGGCCAAGGACUUGCCUGGGGAAGGAUAUUGCUCUGCUUGUAAUGAAGAUAGUUGCAGCUAUUUUGCUCCAGAAUUACAAUGUUGAGGUGGUGAAAGAACAUCCCGUGGCUCCCAAUUGUGCUUCUAUUAUCCUUCAUAUUAAGCAUGGAUUAAUGGCUAGGAUUAGCAGAAGGUGGACUUCAAAUUAGUUACUACAUUCUCUCAUUUCCUGUUGUUUGCUGUUUGCAAUAGAAUAAUCUUGUUGCAUUUCUAGCAGCUCAACCAAUAAGUCUUACUGUGUCUAAGCUUUGUGCAUCUUUACAUAUAUUUUACAUAAAAUAUUAUUUCCUUGCAUAA